This is a messenger RNA of Rhagoletis zephyria (snowberry fruit fly), 709 nucleotides long. Its product is annotated as RNA-binding protein MEX3B-like. NCBI's taxonomy places the organism in Eukaryota, Metazoa, Arthropoda, Insecta, Diptera, Tephritidae. The record is from RefSeq and is a predicted model, not a curated record. Gene Ontology annotation, molecular function: RNA binding.
AUGCCGGCUAGUCUUCUCUACGAGUUUGAGCCACAGGCCAACUUCAGCAAGCACCACCACCACUCCUCUUCUCUUCACCAUUCUUCUCAUCACAAUGGCAGCAACGGCGCCGCAGCUCAGCUCGAGGACCGGAGAGCCUUCGAGCUCGCCCUGGAGCUCAGUCUUCUCGGCCUGGGCACGGACAAUAACAACAGCAGCAGCAGCAGCAACGGUCUUCUAAAUGGUCACCACCAUCAGCAAACACAUCCGCUGAAUCCCUUCGAAUCCGAGUCGCGCAUUGGCGCCAAGAAGAGCCAGAACACCACCGAGUGCGUUCCGGUGCCCUCUUCGGAGCACGUGGCGGAGAUUGUCGGUCGACAGGGUUGCAAAAUCAAAGCCCUUCGCUCAAAGACGAACACGUACAUCAAGACGCCGGUGCGCGGCGAGGAGCCCGUCUUCGUGGUGACCGGCCGCAAGGAGGACGUGGGCGCCGCCAAGCGGGAGAUCCUCUCCGCGGCGGAGCACUUCAGCCAGAUUCGCGCUCAGCGGAAGAACAACCCCGGCUCGGUGGGCCCCGCUCCGAAUGCCCACCUGCCCGGCCACGUGACCGCCUCUGUGCGGGUGCCCUACCGCGUGGUGGGCCUGGUGGUUGGCCCGAAGGGCGCCACCAUCAAGCGCAUCCAACAGCAGACGAACACGUACAUCAUCACGCCCUCACGGGAGAAGGACC